AUGUGUGGCUGUUGUCAUCCUGCGCGCUCGGAUCAUGAGUGAUUAUUCUUAUAGAUGAUUAUUGUGAAUGAGUGAACUGAUCGGGAUCGCUAUCUGGGAGGUGAAACUGUGAGGAUCUCCGGCAGAGUAUGAGCGGCUGAGAGUGAAGCUGCAGCGGUCUGAGGUUCUGUGGAGGACCCGCGUGUGUGGAGCUGAUCUGCGGCCGCUGCUCGGGAUGUUUGUGCUGGUGGAGAUGCGGGACACGGUGCGGAUUCCGCCCUGGAGCUUCCAGAGGCCGCUGAAUGAAGCCGUAGCGGAGGAGCUCAACAAGAAACUGGCCAACAAGGUGGUGUAUAACGUGGGUUUGUGCAUCUGUCUGUACGACAUCACUAAACUGGAGGAUUCCUACAUCUUUCCUGGAGACGGAGCGUCUCACACUAAAGUUCACUUCAGAUAUGUGGUGUUUCAUCCGUUCCUGGACGAGAUCUUGCUGGGGAAGAUCAAAGGCUGCAGUGCAGAGGGAGUCCAUGUGAGUCUGGGGUUCUUUGAUGACAUCCUCAUUCCGCCAGAGUCGCUCCAGCAGCCGGCUAAAUUUGAUGAAGCGGAGCAGGUGUGGGUCUGGGAGUACGAGACGGACGAGGGCACUCAUGACCUCUACAUGGACCAGGGUGAGGAGAUCCGCUUCCGGGUCACAGACGAGGUGUUCGUAGACACGUCUCCCAGCGGGCCGAGUGCAGAUAAGGAGGCUCCAGGAACAGGAGCAGCAGCAGCGCCCCCUGCAGGAGCGGAGGACACAGCACAGCAGAAAGAGUCUCCAUACACACUCAUAGGCUCUGUCAGUGAGCCGGGGCUCGGUCUGCUCUCCUGGUGGAACAAUUAACAACACAAACAUCAUAAGAUGAAGGUGUUAUGAACUGUGAAGCAUUAGCUGGAGCCUCAGUCACUCCUUCAUCACCUGCAGACGCUGCUGAUCACUUCAGUAACCAGAGAUGGAUUUAGACUUCUGUCUUCGUCCUUUCUCCAGAGCUAUGAUGAUGAUUAAUGAGCUGUAAUUUUGCUGUUUGGGUGACGGUGGUGUUUUGAUAUUAGAUUUGGUUUGGUGUUCUGCAGAUCCUGCUUUAUUAAUCAAUUCAGUUUUACAUGAAGCUGGAAAUAUUUCUGAUUUAGGUAUUUUUCUGAUUCUGAAAUGUCUGAUUUUGAUAAAAAGAUUGAAGAGGUUAUGUAUAAAUGGAUUUUGAAGUUUGUUUUCCUGCCCUUUAUAAGAAAAUGCAAUAGUAAUAAAACAAACAAUAAAUCUGGCAGAUCAGAA
Molecule: messenger RNA, 1288 nt
Organism: Danio rerio (zebrafish)
Lineage: Eukaryota; Metazoa; Chordata; Actinopteri; Cypriniformes; Danionidae
Gene: polr3h
Product: polymerase (RNA) III (DNA directed) polypeptide H
Biological process (GO): DNA-templated transcription; DNA-templated transcription initiation
Cellular component (GO): nucleus; DNA-directed RNA polymerase complex
Molecular function (GO): DNA binding; DNA-directed RNA polymerase activity
Source: RefSeq, marked provisional